ACUACGCAGGACCAAACGGAACGAAAAGCGUCCCGAAAAUCUGUUGCUUUUACCGACGAACAACUAGUUGUUGAGACCGACGGAUCAAUAACCAUCAUGAGCGCCGCCGAAGAACCCAAAGAGACGGCCCAGUCACACACGCCUCGUACGCCGCCCUUAUCUGCCGCCCUCGGUGCCUUUAAUACUGAUCCCUCUCAAGCCGCUGCCGACGAAGUCCCCCCUCCCGAAGAUGGCGGUCUUGAUCUGUCUCUCCUGAAGAAAAAGAAGAAGAAGAAGAAGGUCGAGGGUGCUGAUGGUGAUGGUGAUGCCGAAGAUGAGGCUGCUCCUGCCGAGGAUGGAGGCCUCGACCUGACCAUCAAGAAGAAGAAGAAGAAGGCCAAGAAGGUUGAGGGUACGGAAGAAGACGAGUUCACUGCCAAGCUGAAGCAGCUCGAGGUCAAGGACGCCGAGGAGGCUGAGGAGGCAGCACAGGAAGAGGGUGACAUGGAGACUGGCACUGGUGUCUGGAGCCACCAAGAGUCAAAAACAAUCCCCUACACCCUGCUCCUCUCUCGCUUCUUCACCGUCCUAUCACAAAAGAACCCCGAUCACUCACUCAGUGGCACCAAGAGCUACAAGAUUCCUCCUCCCCAGUGCAUGCGUGAAGGCAACAGGAAAACCGUCUUCGCCAACAUCGCCGAUAUUUGCAAGCGCAUGAAGCGAACCGAAGAACACGUCACUGCCUAUCUCUUUGCCGAAUUGGGUACAAACGGCUCUGUGGACGGAAGCAGAAGAUUGGUCAUCAAGGGUCGUUUCCAACAGAAGCAGAUUGAGAACGUCGUAAGAAAAUACAUCAUCGAGUAUGUUACUUGCAAAACUUGCAGGUCGCCCGAUACCGAGUUGAACAAGGGUGAAAAUCGUCUGUACUUCAUCACUUGCAACAACUGUGCUUCACGACGAAGUGUCACUGCCAUCAAGACUGGUUUCUCUGCCCAGAUCGGCAAGAGAAGGAAGAUGCAAGGUUAA
Trichoderma atroviride IMI 206040 is the source of this 1005-nucleotide messenger RNA. RefSeq lists its product as uncharacterized. Lineage: Eukaryota; Fungi; Ascomycota; Sordariomycetes; Hypocreales; Hypocreaceae. Gene Ontology annotation, cellular component: eukaryotic translation initiation factor 2 complex. Gene Ontology annotation, biological process: formation of translation preinitiation complex; translational initiation; formation of cytoplasmic translation initiation complex. The record is from RefSeq and is a predicted model, not a curated record. Gene Ontology annotation, molecular function: translation initiation factor activity; translation initiation factor binding; mRNA binding.